AAACUAAUGUUUUUUUAUCCCGACUUUCCUUUCGACGUUAAUUCCAGUUGUGAAAAGUAAGUUAAUGGCUGAACGUUAACAAUUGACUAAAGUAUUAUUUUUUGCUUCUGUUGUUUCUUCAAAGUUAUGCCUAUCUUGUUGGGAAACUCAGUACAAAGUUUUUUUGUUUAUCGUUGAGUGUUUCACUGGACAUCGAGAGAGAGAAAAAGUUAUCAAAAAUAAAUUGUUCUAUUCACAGUUGAUUCAAACUUUUUGUUUUUGUUUUUACCCAUUUUUGACACAAGGAUUUACAUAGAGCAACACAAUGCAGGACGAUAUAACCACUUACAUCCAAAAUAACCACCAUCAUCACCUCCAUCCUCACCACCUCUACACAACCUCAAGUCCAAACGGUGAUCAUCUACUGAAUGCUGCUCAUCAAUCACCAACCCUUUCAAUGCACCAUCUUCCACCGCCACCUCCAGGAUCACUUGGUGCUCAGGGUCAGUGUCAACCAGGACAACAGUUAGCAGCCCAUCAGCCGCCACAACACACCAUUUUAACAACUGCCAAUACCAAUCAAGAUGUAAACCAUCAAACCAACAAUGGGGCUGAAAAUAAAAAGAAACAUAAUCGAGGAGAUCCCAAUGGCGACUAUUAUUAUUCAUCUGAAGCAGAACCUGAGAGUUCAACCAAAAACCUUAAAGGUCAUGGUGGGGUUAAUCAAUUGGGCGGAAUAUUUGUCAAUGGACGACCUUUACCUGACAUGGUUAGACAGCGAAUCGUUGAAUUGGCCCAUCAAGGGGUCAGACCUUGUGAUAUAAGUCGACAACUUCGAGUAUCACAUGGAUGUGUAUCGAAAAUUUUGGGAAGAUAUUAUGAAACUGGUUCCAUUAAGCCUGGUGUUAUUGGUGGAUCAAAGCCGAAAGUAGCAACACCGAAAGUGGUUGAUGCAAUUGCAAAUUACAAGAAACAAAAUCCAACAAUGUUUGCCUGGGAAAUACGAGAUCGUCUAUUGGCUGAUGGUAUCUGUGAUUCUGAUAAUAUACCUUCAGUUUCAUCUAUAAAUAGAAUUGUCCGUAAUAAGGCGGCCGAAAAGGCGAAACAUUGUAUCAACAAUCAUAAUUCCAAUAGCAAUCAAACAACCAAUUCAGCGAUUUCACCCAACUCUCAGCAACCCAACAAUGCAACCUCUGUAAUAGUUAAUGCUGCUCAACAAUCAUCCCAAUCAACACCAACCUCAGCAACUUAUUCAAUUAACGGUAUUCUGGGCAUUGAAGAGCAACAAAGACAUCAAAAAAGGAAAAAUCCUUCACCAAAUGAGAAUCAUAUUGAAGAUUUCAAGAGUGAGUCAUUUAAAACGGAAUCAUCAGCUUCAUCGAAUAAUAAUGUCAAUAAUCGAACAAAUUCACCAUCGAUACAAAACGGAGAUGAAAAUGAAUAUAAAGUAUCAAGUAAAAGACCUCGACUUCCAAAUAAUAAUAAUCAGCAAUACAAUAGUCUUAAUGGUAGCAAUGAUCUCUAUAACAUUUGGAGCACUGGAGCCAAUCCAGGCACAGGUUAUGGCCUAGUAAAUGAAAAUGGUGACCCUUCAGGUCAAAGUCAUCCUCAUCAACAGCCUCAACAGCAACAUUAUGAAACAACAACCUUAUACACUCCACCAACCUCUGCAUCUUCAUUGGUUGAAUUAACGGGCGGCAGUUUGAGUCCAGGAAAGACUUCAAUCAUCGGUUCCACUGCCUCUGAAUUUACUUUAUUACAACCAGCAUCGGCCCAGCACUAUUACCUAGCAAAUGCAAAUGCAAAUAAUUCCAGUACAAGUGUUUCAAAUGCAACAACAACAACCAUUUCAUAUCAAGGUUCAGCCUCAGUGACACCACCAAAUGCAACUCCGGCGACUCCAAGCGAGUAUUAUGCAGCAUAUCAUCAAGCAGCUUAUGCUUACCCAAAUUAUACUUAUGGCAAUCCACCUACAACAGUCCAACCUCCAGCUCAGAAUAAUGCUCAUAUUCCCAUAAAGAUUUCCUGGCAAUGAACGAAGCAAACCGAUUAAAAAACUCAAAACAAAACAUUAACACGAUUCAACAUCUCUUGGACUCAUCACAAGAGCACUCACAACCUGAACCAUUAGUCUUUUGGCAUCAUCAUCCCUACCAUCAUCAUCCCUACCAUCAUCAUCACCACCUUGUCUCAAGGUUCAACAAUAAUAUUAUUACAUUAUUAUUACUUAUUGAUUAUAUUAUUAUUAUUAUUAUCAUUAUUAUUAUUUCGAUUAAUCCUUUUUAUCCUUUUCUUAAUUUUUAAUUCUCACUCAAACCCAAUUGAUCAACUGGAUAAAUAUAUUGAAAGUAAAUCUAAUUGAUAUCAGAAGGCGUUAAACCAAAACUCACAAAAUCACCAAAAAAUUUAUAUUAAUCAUCCUUCAUCUCUCACCCUUCAUCAAACACCUUUUUUUGUAUUCAUUUGUUUUUUGUUUGCUUGUUCAUCUUGCACACCAAAGCUGUUUGUAAAUCAAAAAGGUAAACAGGAGAAUGAAGAAAAUCUGAAAUUUGAUAAACAAAAUUAGUAUUAUUAAUGAAAUUAUUAGAAACAAAUUGUUGGCAAAUAUUUUCUUCAAACUCAUUUACCUUCUUGACACACCUUGACCCUUAGCACGCUUCCAAAAUCAUCUUCACUUGCAAAGUUCAUUUUGUAUUUUUUCUUCUUCUUCCCUCCUUUUAUACAAUGUCCAACCCUUUUCAUUAAUCUGUUAAUCAUCUUCAUCACCAUUAGAAUCAAAAACAAUGGAAAUUGAUAG
Molecule: messenger RNA, 2776 nt
Organism: Tetranychus urticae (two-spotted spider mite)
Lineage: Eukaryota; Metazoa; Arthropoda; Arachnida; Trombidiformes; Tetranychidae
Biological process (GO): regulation of transcription by RNA polymerase II; anatomical structure development
Molecular function (GO): DNA-binding transcription factor activity, RNA polymerase II-specific; RNA polymerase II cis-regulatory region sequence-specific DNA binding
Source: RefSeq, a predicted model, not a curated record